Sorghum bicolor (sorghum) is the source of this 1656-nucleotide messenger RNA. RefSeq lists its product as uncharacterized. The record is from RefSeq and is a predicted model, not a curated record. The transcript has 5 exons. Bases 188 to 1327 code for a protein of 379 amino acids. NCBI's taxonomy places the organism in Eukaryota, Viridiplantae, Streptophyta, Magnoliopsida, Poales, Poaceae.
AAAGCAGAAGUUUUAAUUUUUAAAGCCACACUGGGGUCUCGCCUGCUUGGCUCCUGUAAACUGCAGUUUUUACAUCCUCUCAUCUCCCGCGUGCUGAUACUUGCCUGCUAUCCCUGCUGUUAACGACGACGUUCGCCGUAGCAGCGAAGGAGCCUCGCCGGCUCGAAGCAAGGCUGUCCUAGCCACCAUGGCCGUGUCCGGCGAGAAGCGGCCACCGCCACCGGCCCCGGCCUCCGGCGGAACGGCAAGGAAGAAGCUUAUCCUAGCACUGUUUAUCUGUUUCUCGGCGCUGCUGUACAAGCAGAUUCUUCAGCCACCACUGCCCAAGAUCGCCGGCUCGCCGGGCGGCCCUCCGGUCACGGCAACCAGGACACGGCUCAGCGACGGCAGGUACCUGGCCUAUCUGGAACACGGCGUCCCCAAGGAGAAGGCCAAGUACAAGAUCAUCUUUGUCCAUGGAUUCGACUCGUGCAGAUACGACGCGCUUCCAAUCUCCACGGAGCUUGCACAAGAGCUGGGCGUUUACCUGUUGUCCUUUGAUCGCCCCGGCUACGCCGAGAGCGACCCGCACCCGGGCAGGACCGAGAAGAGCAUCGCCCUCGACAUCGCCGAGCUCGCCGACAACCUGCAGCUCGGCCUCAAGUUCUACCUCGUUGGCUUCUCCAUGGGCGGCGAGAUCAUGUGGAGCUGCCUCAAGCACAUCCCACACAGGCUCUCCGGCGUGGCCAUUCUCGGGCCGGUGGGCAACUACUGGUGGUCCGGCUUGCCGGCGAACGUGUCGCGGGACGCCUGGUACCAGCAGCUCCCUCAGGACCAGUGGGCGGUCUGGGUGGCGCAUCACCUGCCGUGGCUGACCUACUGGUGGAACAGCCAGAGGCUCUUCCCGGCCUCCAGCGUCAUCGCCUACAACCCUGCCCUCCUGUCCCAAGAAGACAAGCUGCUCAUGGCAAAGUUUGGCUAUAGAACCUACAUGCCGCAGAUCAGGCAGCAGGGGGAGCACGAGUGCCUGCACCGGGACAUGAUGGUCGGCUUCGGGAAAUGGAGCUGGAGCCCGCUGCAGCUGGAGAACCCGUUCGCCGGCGCUGAUGAUGAUGGCCAGGAGGGGGCGGGGAAGGUGCACCUGUGGCACGGCGCCGAGGACCUCGUGGUGCCGGUCAGCCUGUCCAGGUACAUCAGCGAGAAGCUGCCGUGGGUCGUCUACCAUGAGCUCCCCAAGUCGGGACAUCUCUUCCUGAUCGGUGACGGGAUGGCUGACACCAUUGUCAAGUCCCUGCUGCUCGGAGACGAUCAUCCGUCGUCGGCCUCAGCCCUCACAGCCUCCUCCUGAUUCUCCAUGAAUCCACCAGCUUGUCAUGUAGUCCGUUCGCAUUUCGAUCGCGUGGUCCAUCGCUCACUGUUUUUGUAAAGAGAUAUAUACUAGUGCCGUGCUCUGAUACUGCAGCUUUCUCUAGCGUGUGUAUGCUUAUGUGCACUGAAGACUGAACGAAUAAGGUUUCAUAUGUAAAGAUAGUAGGUGUCUAGGUGAUGUACCAUUCUCACAUUCGAGAUGUGCCUUUCUGGGUUCGCUGCACUUUCCUUUUAGGAGGAGAAGGGUAGUUAAACUUAUGUGUUUUGGCCAGCUACUUAUUACACUACAGUUAUCAUGGUUUGCAUUGU